AAUCGAUCACAUCCAGCAAGGGCUUGGAGCUUGUGCAUAGAUAGCUAGCUAUCUUUUGUGUUGGUGGUGAACAUACCCUGGAUAGCUGCUAAUUUUGAUCGACAAUAAAUCCAGCCAUACAGAUUGAUAUCUCAGUUUUAUCUUCCAAUGUGGUUGCUCAGUGGGAGGGACUUGCAGAUAAUGCGCCUCUCUUCCAGCUUCUGUCAUUCUGUGGGUAUUGUUUGUUGUCAUAAAGAUGGAGUUCUUACUGGGCAAUCCGUACAGCACUCCUGUGGGCCAGUGCUUAGAGAAGGCCACGGAUGGUGGCCUGCAGGCUGAGGACUGGACCCUCAACAUGGAGAUCUGUGACAUCAUCAAUGAGACGGAGGAAGGGCCUAAAGACGCCAUCCGGGCGCUGAAGAAGAGACUGAGUGGGAACAGGAACUACCGGGAGGUGAUGCUAGGAUUGACGGUGCUGGAGACGUGUGUAAAGAACUGCGGCCACCGGUUUCACGUCCUCGUGGCUAACCGGGACUUCAUUGAUGGUGUCCUCGUCAAAAUCAUCUCCCCCAAAACCAACCCUCCCACCAUUGUACAGGACAAAGUCCUGGCUCUGAUCCAGGCCUGGGCGGAUGCCUUCAGGAGUAGCCCUGACCUGACGGGGGUGGUCCAUAUUUAUGAGGAGCUGAAGAGGAAAGGCAUCGAGUUCCCCAUGGCUGACCUGGAUGCUCUGUCACCCAUCCACACACCUCAGAGGGGUCUACCAGAGGUGGACCCAGCUGUACUAAAGUACAAAGCCCCCAUCCAGCCCCACGCUGCAGCCACAGCCACCCUCCCCAAGCCUGCAGCCGCCCCGGCUCCGGCCCCCGUCCCCCACAUCCCCGUCCUACAGAUACCACACAUCCCCAACGUACAGGGCCCCAUCACCGCCAACCCUGAACAGAUCGCCCGGUUGCGCAGUGAACUGGACAUUGUGAGGGGAAACACCAAAGUGAUGUCAGAGAUGCUGACUGAGAUGGUGCCUGGACAGGAGGACUCCUCGGACCUGGAACUCCUUCAGGAGCUGAACAGGACGUGCAGGGCCAUGCAGCAGCGGGUGGUGGAGCUGAUCUCCCGGGUCUCCAACGAGGAGGUGACAGAGGAGCUGCUGCACGUCAACGACGACCUCAACAACAUCUUCCUACGAUACGAGAGGUAUGAGAGGUACCGGUUGGGUAGAGCGGCGCAGAAUAACGGGAUGCUAAGUGAAGCCACAGAGGACAACCUGAUAGACCUAACGCCAGGCUCGCCCGCUGUGGUCAGCCUCCGAGCCACCUCCACACCCCCGUCCAGCAUCCCCCCUGUGACCGCCCCCAGGGCUGGGGCUACAGCCUCCCCUGUGACCGCCCCCAGGGCUGGGGCUACAGCCUCCCCUGCCCGGGCCCUGAUCCAAGACCCUACCUCCGGUCCCUCAACUCUGUCCACUCAGCUCGCCGGCCUGGAUGUGGGUGGGGACAGUGUCAGUGGUACCCUGUCCUCUCUGUCGGGCCACAAACCUGGAGACGACUUUGACAUGUUUGCUCAGACCAGGACCAGCUCUCUGGCAGAUCAACGCAAAAAUGUGAAGUACGAGGACCCUCGAGCCCUGGGCGGGCUUGCCUCAGCUCUGGACGUCAGGCAACAGAACGCCACUGGAGGGCUGAGGGUCAUAGGGGAUGAUAACCCAGAGUUGGAGCUGCCCAUAGACAGCUGGCUUAUUACCCAAGGAAUGAUCCCCGUAUCGCAGUCCUCUGUCAUGGAUGACAUAGAGGAGUGGCUCUGUGCUGAUGUGAAAGGCGACGGUUUAGAUGGUGAGGAAGGGGUGACGAGUGAAGAAUUUGAUAAGUUUCUGGAGGAUCGAACGAAGGUGGUCGAUUCCUUACCAUCGCUCCCUGGUGAUGAGCCUGGUCCCCCUCUCAGCGCCCCCAGCGGCACCCGCAAGAAGGCUGAACGGACGGAGGAUGCCCUCUUUGCCUUGUAGACUCUCCCCCAGGAAACCUCUCUCUCUGAGGCAUCUACAGUACCUAGGUAUCCCCCCCGGCCCACUUGCCCUAUCCGCCACUCCUGCCAAGCAGCAGUGUAGCUACUGAACUGAACACCAAUCCUCCUCCUGCAGAGGACCAUGCUUGCUGUCCGCCUGCCCAGCCGCGUUGCAUCAUGUAUUACUAUUGGGGUUUUGAUCCGUCUGUCAGUGUGGGAUAUGUCUGUGGUCUUGUAUCUCAUCUGCAGCUAGCUACCCUAAGGAGGAUAUAACCUAACAUUGUGAGGAUGAGGAUAAAAUGACAAAACCUCGUCUCUAUGUUCCUCUGAAGGUGUGAAGAUUAACAGAAAAAAUCCUUCUGAAAAAGCAGACAGAGGCAUAUAGUCUAUACAAACAGAGGAGUACUGUGUUAGUUUAAAUGUAGCUUAUGAAUAAUUUCUGCGUUUAUUCUUUUAAUGGUUUGUACUGUACUAUGUACUAGCGCUGCACUAUGUAGUUGCCUCUUUUUCCUUUUUGUUUUUUACUCGUUCCUUUUUAGGUGUCCUUAACCCUUUCAUUACCCAUUCUACAGUUGUGAAAUGUUGGUACAGGGAAAGGCAAUGCAUGAGGAAAGACUACUGUUUGACAGACUCCAUGCUAGUGUUACUCAAUUAUGGCCCAAUAGUUCAGCAGGGCCAAAUGGCAAACAUUACUUACCUGUGUCUGUUUCCACAUUUCAAAAGGGAGAAGGAAAAAAAAAAGAUAUAGCUGCAAGCAGCCAUGUCAAGGUUCAAGCCCUAUGGCACCACAGCAAAUAUCUGUUACACAGCUUUUAUAUUUGCUUUCCUCUUUGAAAAGCUGUUGUCAACUUCCCUCCAUGUUAUUUUGUGUGGUGUGUACAUACUGUAGGGGAAGGAAAGGGUCCAAAAUAGAACCUAAGUAACACCCACCAAAUAUUUGUGAUCGAUAUUAUACAGGGGGUACCGGUACCAUACAUUGACUCGUUACCGUUACCCCCUGUAUAUAGCCUCGUUAUUAUUAUUUUAUUGUUGCUCUUUUAUUUUUUACUUUAGUUAAUUUAGUAAAUCUUUUUCUUAACUCUUAUUUUUCAUAAAACUGCAUUGUUGGUUAAGGGCUUGUAAGUAAGCAUUUCACGGUAAGGUCUACACCUGUUGUAUUCGGCGCAUGUGACAAAUGGAAUGUGAUUAAUAUUACCGCUACAAUGGUAAAACAGCCGUAUGAGUUGCAGCAGUGACGUUCCGCUCUGGUAGUACAUGUACACUAUGUAAGUGUGGCGAUUUUGAGUUUGUUCUUCCUAAGAGGUUUUAAUGACAAACACAUUUAGUAAUUGUUUAUCAGAGGCGGUUGGUGGCACCUUAAUUGGGAAGGGCGGGAAUGUGGUAAUGGCUGGAGCGGAAUAAGUGGAAAGGUAUCAACAACAUCAAACACAUGGUUUCCAUGUGUUUAAUGCCAUUCCAUUCGCUUCUUUCCAGCCGUUAUUAUAAGCCGUCCUCCCCUCAGCAGCCUCCACUGGUGUCUUCUAAUUUUGGGCUAUUCUUCAAUGUUUUCCUUCCCCUUCUACUAUGAUGAGAAUAAUUGAAUGAGCUUUAUGCACUUUUGGACCCUUGAACGUUUCAGUAUGUUUAUCCUUGUGUUAAUAAGAUGGGAACUCUUUUUAUAGGACACAAGAUAUUUUCUUAGACUAAUUGCAUAUGAUUUUAUAUCGUUAUGAAAUUUCUGCCCUUUUCUGCUCUACAAAGCACACUUUACAGACAGUCGUAAAUAGAAAAACGGACACUUUUUCCUGAUAUGGAAAUUAAAGGAAAAGUGCAGGUGAAAUAUGGCACUGAAAAUCUAAUCAAAUUGUAAUUUUAUGAUGGUAUAUUCGUAGCAUACUUCACAGAAAAUAGUUAUUGCAAACGCUUAUACAUGUAGUUAUUGUAAAAUAAAAAUGUACGUAUGUUUACAUAAAUAUAUGUAUAUACAUCAUAAAUAUGUGAGUAUUACCUGCAGUACAUGUUUAAAAGUCAAACUGAAUUAUUAGCUUUUGUGUAGGUCGCUAAGUCGAAAGGCUAACUCAUUAAUGUAUUGUUUGGCCUCCUGGUUGUAUAUGUACAGUAAUGUCAUGCAGGAAAAUGAAUUCCUCCCAAAUCCUUUCUACUUUGGAGAAGCUCCCCUGCUCUCCUCUCUUUACUCAUUCAUGUGUGGAACAGAAAUAGGUUUGGAUGUGCUUCGGAAGGAUGACCAAAAACGUUAUUUUUACUGUGUUUUAUGUAUUUUUACUGUGGUCUGAAUUGUUUGGUAAAGCUUCCUGUCUUUCAUUUUUGAGGAUUACAGUGAGUGGUAGCUGUGGGCUGUGACUCUGCUAGUGGGACUGCCCCUUUUAACCUGUUAAUAUUCUAUUUUACUUUGCUUACCUACAAUAGGUGAUGGAGUUAGAUGAGGGCAUAACAUUGUCUUCCUGUUGUCAGGAGAACAUGGGCUAUAGACCUUUUGAGGCAAAAGAGAUUCGUUCUUCAUUUCAACUCUUUUGCCAGUACUUUUCAAAGUUAAUGCUUCUACAAUUAACACCAAAUUAAUAACGACAAAACGCCAUGACGUUUCACUUCAAUAGGAACUAUGUGUUUACUUGCAAGUAUCCUUAUAUACUUAGCAAAAUUCUGUGUAUUAUACUGUAAAUGAGAUACUCAUUUAAAUAAAAUGUAAUAUUUGUCAGAAAAGACCUUACUGUAUUUUAUUUAAAAACAUCUGCUUCCAGAUAAAACAUUAUUUUUAACAGUCAUUUAUAAAUGUUAGAGGGUGAUAUUACAAACAAGUACAUUAUUUGUAUGAUUUGUCUUGGGCAUUAAUGUUUGAAUGUGUUUUAGAAUAGUGUAACAGAAUAAACUGUUAUUAAUGAGCUUUAACUCUGUUUCAUUCUUGUCCUAUUUGGUCUUCUAUUGCUUUAAUUCCACUUCUUAUGAAAUAGUAGCAUAUAUUUUACAAUCAACAACUGCUGUUCCUCUUAUAUCUUAAGACUGGACAAAGCAUAGAGAUGUUUGAACUAAGAUUCUUUGUUACAUUUUUUCAGUAACAUCUCACUUGAUCAUUUAAACAGUUGAUUUCUAUGUGUCACUUAUUAUUUUUUAUUUUUUUAAACCAGAAGAGUUAUAUGUAUAUGCUUACUCUUUUACGGCUGUCCUCCGAUCAGAUGGUUGUGUGAACCUGUUGGGUUGCUAUGGAUCAUGUGAAUCUGUUGGGUUGCUAUGGAACAUGUGAGCCUGUUGGGUUGCUAUGGAACAUGUGGACCUGUUGGGUUGCUAUGGAACAUGUGGACCUGUUGGGUUGCUAUGGAACAUGUGGACCUGUUGGGUUGCAACAGGAAUGAGCUACUGGACAUUGUAACGCAAUGUGUAUCUUCACUGUCCACAAAACUGGUUGAAAAUAUGUAAUUUCAACAGCAAAACUAGUUGAAAUGUUUUUUCAACCAGUUUUGCUCACUGAGUAUGGACAUGGGGGAGCUGGAAAUUGUGUCCUCCGGUGUUCUGUUGAGGAACAGCUGUUUUUCCUGACUAGGAAAUGUUCCGGUCCAGACUAGAUGGUCAGGAGAACUCUUGUCCCUCCUGUAUGAUGAUGUGGGUGUUCUAUGGCUGUGCUGUUCUGCAAUUCAUUACUUUGGUUUCAGCUUUCUAUUGUGUGACCUGAUUAUGCACGUAUUAACCAAUAAAACACUAGCAACGUGUGACCUCUACCAA
This is a messenger RNA of Salmo salar (Atlantic salmon), 5691 nucleotides long. RefSeq names its product TOM1-like protein 2. Gene Ontology annotation, biological process: signal transduction. Gene Ontology annotation, cellular component: membrane; endosome. The record is from RefSeq and is a predicted model, not a curated record. Gene Ontology annotation, molecular function: phosphatidylinositol binding; ubiquitin binding; clathrin binding. Lineage: Eukaryota; Metazoa; Chordata; Actinopteri; Salmoniformes; Salmonidae.